Durusdinium trenchii is the source of this 1869-nucleotide messenger RNA. The record is from the annotation of a GenBank genome assembly. Lineage: Eukaryota; Dinophyceae; Suessiales; Symbiodiniaceae.
CACGAACGGAGCAAGAAGCUUAAGCCUCAUGUCGCUCAUGGCGGCGGCUACACCCAUGACUCCGCCGAGUCGGUUUGGCCCAGCAACGCACCAACCACGGCCACUUCGGUACGGCCCAACCACGGCGCUGCCGUGGGGCUCUGGCGGUGCUGUUUCGAAGGCCGCCCUCUGGUCAUGGGCCGUCCGGUUUCGAAGAGCGACAGGCUUCGGGCCGCGAAGGCGGUGCCGCCGUACGGUGUCGAUGUCGUGUGCAGUGAAUGAUCGGCCUUUAGCAUUUCCAGUUGUUGUGCUUGCGGUUGCCAAGCAUAAGAGAAGCUUCGGACGCUUUGAAGUGGCCACAGUGGAAGAUCCUGAAGUUCCUGAUUCUGGCUGUACUCUCAGUGUGAUCGUUCGAACGGGGGAGUUCAAGCCUCAGGAUACAGCAGUCUUGCUUUUGAUUGGGACACGCGUUCCUGAAGAUCUUGCACGGCAAUGUGGAUGGGAAGGGCUUCUGGCGGAGAAUGACUUUGUGUUGAAGCCUUAUUACUUUGGACGCGGCUAUUUGUCCAAUGGGCUCUUGCUUCCAUGGCCGGAAGAAUUUGGAGCGUCCCCGCUCGACAGUCGGUCCACUGGUCCAUUGGAAUUGACCUCGUUUCUGAAACUUCGAAGCGCUGAAGAGCUCGACAAGAUCAGCGCCAGGUCUUUCAUGAUCGAGAUCGGUUUCGAUGGCAGCUUUCACGGAUCGCAGUCCAGUGGCUGUGAUGACUUGCGGCCCACCGUCUUGGGGAAACUUCUCAAAGUUUUAGCACCUCUGGAUGCUCGCGACGUGAGCUCAGGAAGUGCGGCGCCCGAUCACGAGCCCCGGCCCAAGCGGAUGAGCCAAUGGGUGGCUUUGAGCAGGGUCGAUGCUGGCGUCAGGGGCAGAAGCUUUAAAGUGACAACGCCGCCUCUUUUGUGCAGAGGUUCUGUAGACAUCACAGAGGCUUUGGCUAAGCUUCCUUCCAGCAUUGCCCUUCAUCGAGUGAUUCCCAUGCCAAGGGGCGUGGAACUGAGUCCGGCUUUUGAGAUUGCCAGGGAAUAUGGCUACUACUUGCCGGCUGCCAUCCUAGGAGACAGCUCUGCCACAUGUUUGGAUGGUAUUCUGCAAGACUUUUGUGGUUCCCACUGUUUUGGGAACUUCACGGAUAUCAAAAAGCUAGAAGGAUUGAAGAAGAAGAUUCGACGGAGUGUACCACUUCAGAGAUUUGCUCACAGCCUUCAGAGUUGGAAGCGUUCAAGAAGGGCUCCCAAAGCUGAUGGCAUUGGUUGGGAGGGCUGGAACGAUUCGACUCCCGUUUCCUCGAUUCCAAUGCAUCCAGACAUGCGUGCGGCCUGCAAGCGACAUGUCCUCAGCAUUGCAGUUGAUGUCAGAAGAGGUGGAACAGAUGACACACAGCUGAAGGGUUUGAUUUGCAUUCGUGUGAAAGGAUAUGGAUUUCUUUACAAUAUGAUUCGCUAUUUGGUGGGAUCUGCGGUGGCAGUUGCAACCGGUAAGCUUUCCUCUGAUGUCUUAGCCACAGCUAUUGAAGGGUCAAUAUGUAUUGAUCUGUCCGAAUUCCUGGCUCCAGCCCAUGGACUUGUCCUCCUUGACCAAUCCCUUGACAGCUUUUCCUGGGCGUCCCAAGCUAGCGAAGUGGCAGCCCAUUCUGCAGACGAAUUCUUGGACCAAAGACUGCUGCCAGAAAUUCAGAAGGAAUGGGAAGAUUGGCAGCCAAAAGCUGCAGCCUGGAUGCGGAGCCCAGUUCAAAGCCCCUGCACCUGACUGGGAUGACACUGAGGGUGAGUUGGAACACAGGAAAGUCAUGCAAAGGAACCUAAGCGAUGGCCUCCAACCUACUAGUGAUGGCCUCC